UCGGUCUGACUGUUCCUUUACUAGUUCACUCGUUGAGUUUGAUCUGUGAACAUCUCUCCUCUACUAGAAAAAAAAAAAAAAAAAAAACUACUAAAGAUAAAAAAAAAAUUCAAAUUACCAUUUAUAAAUUUUUGACAUACUGACAUAUUUCAUUGUGUUAUAUUAUUCAUAUAUUAUCAUUGUGUUAAUAAUUUAAAAAAAAUAGUGGAACAUUUUGUGCAAUUAAGUGAUUAAAACAAGAAAAAAAUAAACAAGUGUAUUUAAAAUAUUGAUUUAAUUUAUGAAAUGAUAUAUUGAAAUAUUUCAUUUGUAUAAUUAUAUUGAUAUAAAUAAAAAUUUUAAGAUGACUGUUACAAGAUUGACCCAGGUAACACCACCAUUAACAAGUCCAACUGCUGGUGAACAUGCACAAUCACCAGCAUCAUCACCAGCAAAAUUAUCAUCCCCAAGAGGAUUGAAUUUUUCAGUUGAAUCAAUAUUAGCACCAUCACAAAAAUUACAACGUGAUAUUGACUUAAAAUCAAUUUAUAGACUACCAACAGUAUGCCCGACUGAUUUAUCAAAUGAAAAUACAAAUCGUGUUCUAUCAAAUUAUUAUAAUACACAAGAAAAUCAACAUUACAUUGCAUCUCUAUCACCAGCAAGUGUUUGUGGUUCAACAACAUCAUCAUCUUCAUCAAAAAUUUAUGAAAAAAAUCAUUCAAUAACAAAUAUGAUAACUCCAACAUCACCAAAGCAAUCAACAUCAUUGUCAAGUGAAUACAAUGGCUCACAAUCACCUCGUAGUUCACACGAUGACAGAAGAUCAAGAUAUUCAGAACCGGAUAUUGAUGAUGAUGAUAUGGAUGAUGAUGAUAAUAAUGAUACAAAUAGUGUUGUUGAUGUUGAAGAUUUAGAACAUAUAAAUAUACCAUCAACAACAAAUUCAACACUAAUUAGACCACCAUUUGAUGCAUAUAUUGGUGCAUUUAAAAAUUUCGGUCCAUUGCCAAAUUUACAAGUUGGCCUUCCAGUAUGGAGUGAUGCCAGUUCACAUCACAGAGCAGCAGCCGCUGUUGCAGCUGCUGCAGCAAGCUAUUAUCCAUCAUCCUUCGCUCAUCACCCACAACUCAACGAUCAUAUUGAACCAGCUAGAAUUAAGUGUAAUCUUCGUAAACACAAGCCAAAUCGAAAACCAAGAACACCAUUUACAACACAACAGUUGUUGGCAUUAGAAAAAAAAUUCCGAGAAAGACAGUAUCUCAGUGUUGCUGAAAGAGCUGAAUUUUCAUCGUCUCUUCAUCUCACAGAAACUCAGGUCAAAAUAUGGUUUCAAAAUAGAAGAGCCAAGGCAAAGAGACUUCAUGAGGCAGAAAUUGAAAAAGCAAGAAUGUCUGCUGUACGACACCACAGUAGCUUUUUCAAUGCACAUCAUGGAUUAUUGGGAACAGGAUUAUAUCCUGUCAGUAUGUUGUCUCAUUCCACUGGUUUACCACCACCACCACAUCAUCAUUCGUUAUCAACUCAUCCACAGAGAGAAUAAAAAAUUAAGAGGCGAAAACAUAAAAAAAAAAAAACAAAAUGUUUUCAACACAUCUUUUAUUAUUAGCUACAUCUUAAUUUUUUUUUUUCUCUCAAUUCCAUCAUUCUUGUUAAAAAAAAUUUCAUCAUCGUCAUCAUCAUCAUCAGUCACUUCCGAUCGCAAAAAAAAAUAUAGAAACAAUGGCAAAGAAUAGAAAUAGAAAAAUGAAACUAAAAAAAAUCAACAAAAUAAUAAUUUGAAAAUUAAAAUUUUAAAAAAAAAAUCAGAAAAAAAAACGAUCGAAAAAAAUUAACGAUUUUUCUGAUGCCAAUAAACUUGUCUCAAUUGAAUAAAAAAAAAAAAUUAAAUUAAUAAAAUUAAAAAAAAAUAGAAAAAAAAAAAUAACGAUUUCUUAGAGGCCAAUAAAAUUGUCUCAAUUAAAUCAUGACACUAAAGCUAAAAAAUGAUAAAAAAUAAAAAUUUUAAUAACGGAAUAAAAAAAAAAAAAUAGAAAAGUUGAAUAUAUUUUUGAGCUGAAUGCUCAACGAAAUUGUCUCAAUAAUAUCAUCAAAAAUAAUAUUAAUUUUUUUUUAAUUUUUAUUUAAUUUAUAUAUAAAUCAGAUUUCUAUUAAUUUAAAAAAAAACUUCGUCCUCCAGCAAUGUCAAAUGAUAAUUUUUAAUUUUAAAUGCUAUUAUUAUUUUUUUCUUUUGUUAUAUAUUUUGUAAAAAGUGUACAAGUCAUUAGUAUAUAAAAAAAAAUUAGAUAAUAAGUUGUAUAAAAUAAAUUAUAAGUGUUAAAAUAAAAGAAAUAAAAAUAAAAAAAUAAAA
This is a messenger RNA of Aphidius gifuensis, 2329 nucleotides long. Its product is annotated as muscle segmentation homeobox-like. The transcript has 3 exons. Gene Ontology annotation, biological process: regulation of transcription by RNA polymerase II; embryonic morphogenesis. Gene Ontology annotation, molecular function: RNA polymerase II transcription regulatory region sequence-specific DNA binding; DNA-binding transcription factor activity, RNA polymerase II-specific. Lineage: Eukaryota; Metazoa; Arthropoda; Insecta; Hymenoptera; Braconidae. Gene Ontology annotation, cellular component: nucleus. The record is from RefSeq and is a predicted model, not a curated record. The coding region runs from base 344 to 1522 and encodes 392 amino acids.